AUGCUUGGCCGUAAAUUCUGUGGGCUCUCAACGCCUAGUAACCUGGACGAGCUGGCCGUGGUUCUGGACAACACAGACCUGGCCUUCAGACUGCUGCAGCUCUACGGCACUCCAGAUAACAUUGAUGUGUGGAUGGGGGGCGUGGCUGAACCCUUCGUGCACGGGGGCCGCGUCGGGCCUCUCUUCACCUGCCUCAUCGCCACCCAGUUCCAGAGGAUCCGCCAGGGAGACAGGUGUGUGUGUGUGUGUGUGUGUGUGUGUGUGUGUUUGUGUGUGUGUGUGUGUGUGUCAUUGCCUGACCUGCAUCAAGUAAGGUAUUUGACAUAGCACUGCCACUUUUUAAAGAUCCAGUGUGUGUUUCUCUGUUAGAGUAUGUCUCAUAUUGCUUGUUGAUCCCCAGGCUGUGGUAUGAAAACCCAGGCGUCUUCACCUCGGCACAGAGGAAUGCCCUGAGAAAUGCCUCUCUGGCCCUGAUCAUCUGUGACAACACUGGCAUUACAGCCGUGUCCCGUGACCCCUUCAGCAUCCCGGGGGAGGGAACACACCCAUCAACUGCAACAAGGUCCCGAAAUGAAACCUUAGAGCCUGGAAGGAGAGCGCUUCUAUGGCCGAUCAGGAGCAGCAGGAUGAGGAGCCGGAUCAGGAGCCGUCAGAACAGGACAACGAGGUAACUGAUUGAACUUCAAUAUCAGUUAAGGUGACAUUUAAUCCAUCCAUAACCCAUCCACCCAUCUCUCCAUCCACCCCUCUCUCCAUCCAUCCUUCUCUCCAUCCCCUCCUCUCUCGUCCCCUCCUCUCUCCAUCCCCUCCUCUCUCCAUCCCCUCCUCUCUCGUCCCCUCCUCUCUCCCUCCCUCCUCCUCCACUCUCCAUCCCCCUCCCUCUCUCUCCCAUCCUCUCUCCAUCCCCGCGCUCUAUCCCCCAGCUUCCAUCCCCUCCAAUCUCUCGCCCCGCCUCUCCUCCCUCCUCUACCCCUACUCUCUCAUCCCCUCCUCUCAAUCCCUCCUCUCUCCUCCCCUCCUCUCUCGUCCCCCCUCUCCAUCCCCUCCUCUCUCCAUCCCCCUCCUUUCUCCUUCCCCCUCCCUCUCGUCCCCAUCCUCUCCCAUCCCUCUCCCUCAUCCCUCCUCUCUCCCUCCUCUCGUCCCCUCCUCUCUCCAUCCCUCCUCUCUCCAGACAUCAUCCUCUUUUUCUCUAUUCCUCUCUAGAUCUGAUGUGAUGUGA
This is a messenger RNA of Coregonus sp. 'balchen', 1219 nucleotides long. Lineage: Eukaryota; Metazoa; Chordata; Actinopteri; Salmoniformes; Salmonidae. The record is from the annotation of a GenBank genome assembly.